UGAUUUGACAUUGGUCAUUGGUCCUCCGCUUCAUCGUUGUAGACGGUAGGAUCCGAAGGCACGACCGGGUCGGGUCCUCCUCCAUUUCCGGUCGCAGCUCGCGGCUCCGUCACCGCUAUUUUCCCUCAGAAGCUCAGUCUCCGCCAGCCUCUCUGCAACGAAUCCAGCUCGCUCUCGCUCUCCAUAUGCGCGCCGCCGCCGCCGCCGCCGCGACGAGGAUGACGUCGGCCGUCUCCAGCCCCUGCGAUCCCGCCGCCCUCGCGCCCUGCUCCGUCGCCAGAGCGCUCUCCUCCGUCGCCUCUCCCGCCGCCUCUUGCGCCGCCGAGCCCGAGCCGUCGGACGUCUCGUCUCGGCUUCUCUCGAUCCUCGCGUCCCCGAAUUGGGAGAGGAACCCUUGGCUCAAGAGGCUGAUCCCCUCGGUGACCCCGGCCCACGUCGCCUCUGUGUUCGCCUCGAGUCUCGACCCUCGGACGGCGCUCGGGUUCUUCAAUUGGAUUUCGGGGAGACCCGGGUUCAGCCACAAUGUGCAGUCCUAUUCGGCUUUGCUGGCCGUUCUGAUUCCUAACAAGUUGUUCCGUGUUGCUGAGAAGCUACGGAUCGCCAUGAUAAAAUGCUGCGGUUCGGCAGAUGACGCGCGGUUCGUGUUGGAGUUCUUAUCCCGGAUGAACGGGGAAGGUGAUUUGAGAUUUAAGCUUACCGUCAGAUGCUAUAAUACUCUACUGAUGGCAUUAGCGAAGUUUUUGAUGAUUGACGAAAUGAAGAAUGUGUACAAAGAGAUGUUAGACCUGAAGGUUCUGCCGAACAUCUAUACUUUCAAUACAAUGGUUAAUGCGUACUGUAAGUUAGGGAAUCUGGUGGAGGCGGAGUAUUACGUGAGAAAGAUUUUGGAGGCGGGUUUGAGCCCGGAUACAUAUACGUAUACCUCCCUGAUAUUGGGUCACUGUCGGAAGAAGGAUGUGAAUGGCGCCUAUAAGAUCUUUGUGCAAAUGCCCCAAAAGGGUUGUGCAAGAAAUGAGGUUUCAUACACGAUCCUUAUACAUGGUCUUUGUGAAGCUGGGCGGGUGGAUGAGGCUCUGAAGUUAUUUUCUCAGAUGGAGCAAGAUAAUUGCAGUGCUUCUGUUCGAACAUAUACAGUUCUUAUAUGUGGUUUAUGUGAUUUGGGUAGAAUAUCAGAAGCAAUGGAUUUGUUUACGGAAAUGCCUGAGAGAGGUUGUGAGCCUAAUCUUCAUACCUAUACUGUCCUCAUUGAUAGUUUCUGUAAGAACAAUAAGAUCAGUGACGCCCGGAAAUUGUUGGAUGAAUUGUCGGAUAAGGGGCUAGUUCCAAGUGUUGUCACUUAUAAUGCUUUAAUUAACGGGUAUUGUAAGGAUGGACAAAUAGAUGCUGCAUAUGAUAUUUUAGGUUUGAUGGAGUCAAAAAAAUGUAGUCCAGAUACUCGUACAUACAAUGAAUUGAUAGACUACUUUUGUAAGAAUAAGGAUGUGCACCAGGCUAUGGCAUUGUUUAAUAAGAUGGCUGAGCGCAACCUCCGUCCAUCCAUUAUCACGUACAAUUCUUUAAUUCAUGGUCAAUGUAGAGUAGGGGAGCUGGAUAAUGCUCAUAGGCUACUUAAAAUGAUGGAAGAAAGUGGUUUAGCCCCUGAUGUGUGGAGUUAUAGCUUUAUUAUGGAUACUCUUUGUAAGAGGUUGAGGAUUAAAGAAGCUUUUGCUUUAUUGGAUUCAUUGCAUGAGAAAGGUAUCAAAGCAAAUGAAGUGAUAUAUACAUCGUUAAUUGAUGGCUGUUGUGCAUCUGGACAACUUGAGGAUGCCCGUAAACUGCUUGAUAGGAUGCUUUUGGAGGAUUGCAAGCCAAAUUCGUUUACUUACAAUGCUUUGAUAGAUGGAUUAUGCAAAGAGAAGAGAACACAAGAAGCAUUGGUGAUGGUUCAAAAUAUGCUGAAUCUGGACUUGAAGCCGACGGUGUAUACUUAUACAAUUCUGAUUAAGCAGAUGCUUGAUGAAGGAGACUUUGACCAUGCUGAUAAGCUUUUAGACCAGAUGGUUUCCUUGGGAUAUCAGCCUGAUCUCUUUACUUACACAUUGUUUAUUUAUGCAUAUUGCUCUCAAUGCAGAAUAUAUGAAGCAGAAAAUUUGAUCUCUAAGAUGAGAAGAGAGAAGAUUGAGCUCGACUCAGUCCCUUACACAUAUUUAAUUGAUGCAUAUGGGCGGUUGGGAUUACUUCAUCUAUCUUUUGAUGUUCUCAAACGCAUGCUUGAUUCUGAUUGUGUGCCUUCUCACCAUACAUAUGGGCUGUUGUUUCAGCAUUUUCUAGAUGGAAAUUUUGUGAAAGGGGAAAACCUUGCGGUCGGAAGUGAUAGCUUGACAUCAAAUAUCUCACCAGUUGAUAAAGCAGAUGUGUGGAGGAUUGUGGAUUUUGGAACUGUUUUGAAGUUUUUCGACAAAAUGCUUGAACAUGGUUGUGCUCCUAAUGUCAACACUUAUGCAAAGAUCAUUAUAGGACUUUGCAAAGUGGGUCGCCUUGAAAUAGCAGUUAGGAUAGUCAAACAUAUGAGAGAUAGAGGCAUGAAUCCUGAUGAAAAAACCUACAAUGCUCUUGUUUGCUGUUGUUGUGAGAAGGGAGAAUACAGAGAAGCAAAGAAGAUGACAGAGGCUAUGAUCAAGCAUGGUCAUUUACCCCGUCUGGAGUCUUCUAAGCUGCUUAUAUGUGGCCUAUAUGAUCAGGAGGAUGAGGAAGAGGCUGAACAUUUUUUUCAUAGUCUCUUAGUUUGUGGGUACAAUCAUGAUGAACUAGCCUGGAAGCUUCUAGUUGAUGGUCUACUUAAGAAGGGUUUUGUAAAGAGAUGCUCAGAUUUGCUGCAGGUCAUGGAGAGGAAAGGCUGCCAACUGCACCCUCAAACAUAUACAUUGUUGAUUGAGGGACUCGAUGGCAUGUAAAUUGAAAUAAAAUAUCAUUUGACUGGAGGCUACUGGCAUUGCUAUCACCGGAAACAAUGUGGUUUCCUUGCUCAUCUAUCAUUUUAAAGAACUAGAAAAAAUGACUGCAUAUCAUGGAUAACCCUGAACACAUGUUGAUAUGCAGCUGGAAGGAGUACUAUUGCUUAUGGGGUAAAAAGAAUAUUUGCAAACUGUUGCACAAUCACUGCCCUCUGCAACAGGAUAACUCUUGGAAGGAUGAUUGACAAAUAGACGUACGUUGGAGUCAGUCAAUAUGGAAGCCAAUUUUUGGGUAGCACAUCCAAUAGUUUAUGGGCAAUGCUUGAUUUUUUAAGCAUCACUCAUUCUCAAGAAUCAGAGUUUUAUAGGCAGGUGUGGAAGAAUCAAAUGAACCUGAUUCAUCUAAUUAAAAGGAUGACCUCUGGAAAAUCUACUGUACCAAUGAGGUUAUGUCCUGUUGGUUCUAGCUCCUUAACGCUUUGUUUGCUGACUCAAUCUGUGGUGGUUAUGUUCUCGCGACGACAGCUCUCUUCUUCUUCGUCCCUCUCCUUGCAACUCGCACCACUCCAUCAUGAUUUGAAUCCGAGCACCACUCCAUCAAGGCCGAAGUUUGUCGCGACGAGCAAGCGAAUCCAAGAUCUGGAUCUUCUACUCUCUUGACGAGCGAGUGAAUCCAAGAUCCAAGCGAGGAUCAAGGUGCACGAGCUGAGGCAAAAGUCGAAGACUGACCUUCUGACCCAGCUGAAGGAACUCAAGGCCGAGCUUGCCCUCCUCCGCGUCGCCAAGGUCACCGGUGGCGCCCCGAACAAGCUCUCCAAGAUAGAAUGAGGCGCCGUCGACACCAUCUGAUUAUUUCCACUGGAUGUACCUCCAGAAAUUAUCUGAAUAAAGCUGCAGGGCAGCAAGGGAAAACACUCGCAUAUAGUUAGAUCUAGUGAUUUGUCAUGAAAGUUGAAGUGUCUUAUUUUACUUAGCAGGUCUUUUCUGAGGUAAUUUGAUAGAUGGAUAAUCUAUUGGGCGACUGUUUUACCCAGGAGCAGUGUUCGCUAGAAGCACUAAAACUUCUUCUGGAAAUUUCUUUGCAGUGUUUCUCUGAUAAAUCUUGAUUUUUUUUUUAGAAACUAGUAGGGUGUUCAAGCUUUUGAUGAUUGAUAACUUGUUUGAAUUUAAACAUCAAAUAGGGUCUGGUCAUAUCAAUUGCGGAUAAGUUUUAAUAGGAGGUAAAUCUGUCAAAAUCACAACCCACUAUAUCAAUUCAGAUUUAUCGUAAUAGAUUAUCUAUGGACCACCUCAAACUUGAAAUAUGGUAGCAACUCGAGAGCUGCUUGAGAUGGCAAGAUAGGCCUUAAGGUG
Messenger RNA from Eucalyptus grandis, 4286 nucleotides. RefSeq names its product pentatricopeptide repeat-containing protein At5g65560. The transcript is spliced from 6 exons. Gene Ontology annotation, molecular function: protein binding. The record is from RefSeq and is a predicted model, not a curated record. The coding region runs from base 186 to 2933 and encodes 915 amino acids. Lineage: Eukaryota; Viridiplantae; Streptophyta; Magnoliopsida; Myrtales; Myrtaceae.